Mesorhabditis spiculigera is the source of this 1047-nucleotide messenger RNA. NCBI's taxonomy places the organism in Eukaryota, Metazoa, Nematoda, Chromadorea, Rhabditida, Rhabditidae. The record is from the annotation of a GenBank genome assembly.
AUGCAAGAGUUGACGUCAAUCCGCGUGGGCCCCCGCGAAGGAAACAAUCGUGUGUGGAGCGUAUGUUGGAAUCCAGCCGGGACACUGCUUGCCGCUUGUGGCGAAGACCGCGCUGUUAGAAUAUGGGCAUUUGAUAAAGAUGAUCCAAAGAAUCUGCGCCCGGUCUGCACCCUCAACGACUCGCACAACCGCACGAUUCGCUCGGUGUCCUUCUCGCACUGCGGCCGCUUCCUCGUGUCGUCCAGUUUUGACACAACAAUCGUCGUCUAUGCACGGGAUCAAAGCGGGAGCUGGGAAGAGGCGAACAAGCUCGAGGGGCACGAGAAUGAGGUGAAAGCGGCCGUCUUCUCCCCGUCCGAUCGUUUUCUGGCCACGUGCAGCCGGGAUAAAAGUGUCUGGUUUUGGCAGUUAGAUGAGGAUGACGACUUCUCGGUGACCUCCGUCCUUCAACCCCACACUGGCGAUGUGAAGAGUGUCCUUUGGCACCCACAGGAAGAUAUAGCGCUGUCGCUGAGCUUCGAUGCCUCCAUCCGCUUCUACAAAUACGACGGCGAGGAUUUCGUGACGUUGCAGAAGAUUGAGCAGGCUCACGAAGGCACGGUUUGGGCAGCGGCAUUUGACGCGAAGGGCGAACGCCUCAUCACCGUCGGAGAAGACCGAGUUGUACAGCUAUGGAGCCGCGGGGCGGGCGAAUGGAGAAGCGUCGCCAAAUAUCGGGUGGAUGACUGUCGAUGGCCCCUCUAUACGGUAGAUUGGAAUCCGGUGACUGGCCUCGUUGCCGUCGGCUCUGGCGAUCGGCGGAUACGGUUGUUUGCUGUUGUCAAGGCGGAAGAUGGGAUCGAGAGCACCCAGCCGAUUUCCUCUUCCGUACACCAUGACGGUGAUGUGAAUUGCGUGAAAUGGCACCCAACCAUCCCGUCAAUCCUGGUCUCCGCUUCUGAUGAUGCCACCAUAUCCCUGUUUCACGUCGAUCCACCUGCCUACGGUGCUUCCUCAAUGCUCAAGUUUUCUUCGCGUUUUUUUAAAAAUCAUGUUGUGAUUUUGUUG